This is a messenger RNA of Stegostoma tigrinum, 1415 nucleotides long. Its product is annotated as gastrula zinc finger protein XlCGF7.1-like. The transcript is spliced from 3 exons. The record is from RefSeq and is a predicted model, not a curated record. Bases 458 to 1075 code for a protein of 205 amino acids. Lineage: Eukaryota; Metazoa; Chordata; Chondrichthyes; Orectolobiformes; Stegostomatidae.
UUUCCUUUCAAAGUGGGUCACCAGGAGAACAUUGGUCUACUGCAAGCUCAAGAGAAAUCUAUAUAUUUUCUGGGACUUACCCCCCCCGCUUUGUCUUUUUUUUCAGGCAUUUGAAGAGGGAACGAUUUGACAGUGUUAUUUGUUUCACCACAGCCUAAAUAUCAUCAAGCCCGUGUGGAAGGAAAAGAUUUCAGACGCUGCCAGACCUGCUCUAUAUUGCCAGCUGUUUCUGUUUCCACACUGUGUUGGAGUUGUGUGAGCAGUUUUUCAGGUUAUGAGAGACAAACUGUUCCUACCCAAAUGGAUGGUGAAUCGCGAGGCACAGAUUCCAAGUGUUUUGCCGAAGAAUAAACAUGAGAAAGGGAGGAUUUGCAGUCAGGAAGCUCCAAACCAAGCAUCCCUUACAGAUCGGGCAGAUCUGCUUGAUUUCUCAUAGCCUACUGAAAGGAUUUUGAACAUGGAAGUAGGAUGUACAGCUUGCAUUCGGGAGAAAUUCUGCGUUUGUUCUGCGUGUGGACAAGUCUUCCAUCGUUCAUCUGACUUGGCAAAGCACUGGUGCAGCCACACGGCGAGGAAACCGUGGAAGUGUGGGGAAUGUGGGAAGGGAUUCAAUUACCCGUCCAAACUGGAAAUUCACUUACGCUGUCACACCGGGGAGAGGCCGUUCACCUGCUCCGAGUGCGGAAAGGGUUUCGCUCAUUAUUCCAACCUGCUGUCGCACCAGCGGGUUCACACCGGCCAGAAGCCCUUCACCUGCCCCCAGUGCGGGAAGGGCUUCACUCGGUCAUCUAACUUGCUGACCCACCAGCGAAUUCACACCGGCGAGAGGCCGUUCGCCUGCUCGCAGUGCGGGAAGGGCUUCACCCGGUCAUCCCACCUGCAGAGGCACCAGCGAGUCAACACCGGGGAGAGGCCGUUCACCUGCUCCGAGUGCGGGAAGGCGUUCACUCAGUCGUCCGACCUCCUGACCCACCAGCGGGUCCACACCGGGGAGAGGCCGUUCUCCUGCUCCGAGUGCGGGAAGGGCUUCACUCAGUCGUCCCACCUGCUGAGGCACCAGCGGGUUCACAAGUAACGACAGUCCAGGGAUUUUGCAGAAUCGCGCCCACGGACCGUGGUCACCAGGCUCUGCUCGUGCUGGUUGUGAAUAAACGCAGCCCUCCCUUGUAGAGGUUAGCAUUGUCAAUUAAAAUUCUAACAGUUGUGGAUCUGCAGGAUGAAGUUGAGGAAAUGAUCCCAACUAGCUGUACAUCGACAUUCUGAGUUGGUAGAGACUGCAGAGUGUGGGCUGGUGAAACAUCAACCCGUGGCUAACUGGUUGGAUUUUGAUGCAGUUGACAUGCCAGCUUUCUACCGUGUUUUCUGUUUCUGGUGAUGUUUAUAAACACCAGUUUGGUUAUACGUUUGGGGGAAAA